Molecule: messenger RNA, 279 nt
Organism: Paracoccidioides lutzii Pb01
Exons: 2
Coding region: 1-279 (92 amino acids)
Biological process (GO): L-leucine biosynthetic process
Cellular component (GO): cytosol
Molecular function (GO): 3-isopropylmalate dehydrogenase activity
Source: RefSeq, a predicted model, not a curated record
AUGCUCAACAGCGUGCUGCUAACUGAUAAUACAUUUGGUGAUAUAUUGUCUGACCAGGCUGGAUCAAUCGUCGGUAGUUUCGGCGUAUUGCCAAGUGCGAGUUUGAGCGGGGUCCCUGGUGAGAGCGAGGGCGAGAGUGGGAUGGUUGGGUUGAAGGGCCUAUAUGAACCCUCUCAUGGCUCGGCACCGGACAUCGCUGGUGAUAGCAAAGCGAACCCCGUCGCCAUGAUGUUCCGCUACUUGUUUGACAUGGAGGCUGAGGAACAGAUAGAUGAUUGA